AUGGCUAAACGUCUAGUGCCGGCCCGUCUCUCUAAAUCCAUGCUACACUUUACCGACGAGCACUUGGAUAUGGACAGUGGAAAGGGCCUAGGGCGACCAUCCGCUACCGUCGACUGCCUCAUGAAAACCAGGCUACUGGAAGACCACCGCAGCAGGUCUUUCACCGGCUCAACCUCGGGCGCCUCAGCAUCUAUCCUUCAUGACCACAUAGCCGACCGCAACCACCGAGCUCUCUUCAAUUACAAAUCUCUCCAGAGCCUAGGGCAAUGGAGCCUGGCCAAGAUUGCUCCAUAA
This is a messenger RNA of Penicillium alfredii, 294 nucleotides long. RefSeq lists its product as uncharacterized. The record is from RefSeq and is a predicted model, not a curated record. Lineage: Eukaryota; Fungi; Ascomycota; Eurotiomycetes; Eurotiales; Aspergillaceae. The transcript has 2 exons. Bases 1 to 294 code for a protein of 97 amino acids.